AUGGGUCAAACAAAAUUGUUUGGUCUCGAACCGAACAUUGUCGAAGCGUACAAAGGCCAACGCAAUAGUGACGAUKAACGACACGGAUUCGGAAAAGCUAUCUUACCGAACGGCGACGCCUACGUAGGGACGUAUAAAAACGGACUGAGGCAUGGUCGAGGGCAGUACAGAUUUGUAAAUGGAUCUAUUUACAAGGGUUGUUACAGGGAAGGGCUGAGGAACGGCAAAGGAGUGAUGAUUUAUAACGAUAAGAGCAAAUAUGAAGGUUAUUGGAUAAACAAUAAAAAAGACGGUGAAGGGGUUUUCAAGUUCAAAAACAACGACAAAUUUUCCGGAACGUGGAAGUCUGAUAUGAAACACGGGUUGGGAACCUAUACGUUUUGUAAGACUGGAGCCGUUUUGACGGGAAUGUGGCUGAAUGACAAGAGAGUCAACAACUUUCAAGUCUUUUAUCCAAUUAGUGGCAUUACUGGUUUCACGUAUUAUGGCACGUGGGAUGAAAACGAAAUG
This is a messenger RNA of Diuraphis noxia (Russian wheat aphid), 510 nucleotides long. RefSeq lists its product as uncharacterized. The record is from RefSeq and is a predicted model, not a curated record. NCBI's taxonomy places the organism in Eukaryota, Metazoa, Arthropoda, Insecta, Hemiptera, Aphididae.